AUGCCCGGCUUUGGUGGUAGUGAUGAAGCCAGAUAUGGCGAGGGUCGAGAACGUGGGGCACGGAGAAGGAAGUUGGCUGGCUAUUUGAAAGCUGCGAAUGAGCUCAGACAGUCAUAUCAACAAUCCUACACGCAAAACUGGGGCUCGGGCAAUGCAGACUUGGACGAUGAUCCAAACGGGAUACCAGGUGCUUUUCCGGAUGUAGCCAUUGUCUCUCAUGGAGAUGAGCAGCUUCUUUUGUUCCCUUCCUAUGCAAAAAGACAUAUCAAGGAGACACCGAAUCCAGACGCCCGACGAGCGCAGGGCAGCAGUUCCGACGACGGUCCUGGAGAUGCAGAAUACUGGGACAGGGAAUGGCGGAAGUUUGAAGAUGACAGGGCUAUAGUUGAUGUGGACGUUCGAGGAUGGGUAUACUCACCUCAUCGGGGUCCUUUGAACCGGAAGAAUCGUUUGCUUAUUGGGCUCGCACGACAGCUGAGCGGGAUACCAGCUCCUGCUAAAUCACCAAAUACAGAAAAUGGUUUGGAUGCAUCUUCAUCUUUACGAUCAAGGCAGAGAGAGCAUGAAGCUAGACUUGAACAGGAGAGGAUUGCACUAGAAGCAGAGCAGAUCCUGAAGAAGGGUGAAGGAGAGGGAAACGUUGCUGCUCAGGGCGGUUAUAGUGAGAAUCCAAGAGAUAGGUCAGAUGCUGAAAGCAUAUAUGGAGAUCGUGGCAGAAGUGGGACCCCGUCUGACGAUCCACCUGGGCCAGGAAAUCUCCAGAAACGCCCAUCUUGGAAUCAGCCCUCUGAUAUGUCACAAGCAGAAUUAGCUGCUGCAAAUGCACACUUGAUGAGUCGUUUGAAGCCAUUUCUUACGAACCCGUUAGUGUCUAUACCUAUAACUGUAUUCUUCUACGACGAGAAGACGUCUGUUUCUAGGACGAUAACAAGUAAUGAGGCUGGGCAUUUUAACAUGCGAGCCGCCCUCGAUUUCAUACCAACUCAUGUCAGAGUGUUGGCCUCGGAAGGCCUCUCCGCGACUGAAGAGAUCAAGAUCAUGCAACCGAAGGGCGUCAGUGUAAUCAGUGAUGUUGAUGAUACCAUCAAACAUUCUUCCAUUGGCAGUGGAGCUCGUGAGAUUUUUAGGAAUGCAUUUAUUCGCGAGCUUGGGGAUCUCACUAUCGACGGCGUCAGGGAAUGGUACAACAAGAUGUACGAUAUGGGCGUAGGAUUACACUACGUUUCCAAUUCGCCAUGGCAGCUGUUUCCUGUCCUUAUGAGCUUCUUCCGGGUAGCGGGACUGCCUCCAGGAUCCUAUCAUCUCAAGCAAUACAGUGGAAUGUUGCAGGGCAUAUUCGAACCUGUCGCUGAGAGGAAGAAAGGGACCCUGGAGAGAAUCAUGCGAGAUUUUCCACAGCGCAAGUUCAUCCUCAUUGGGGACAGCGGCGAAGCUGACCUGGAGGUAUACACUGAUGUGGUCUUAGCCAAUCCGGGCAAAAUCCUGGCUGUUUUCAUAAGAGAUGUCACAACCCCUCAAACUCCAGGUUUCUUUGAUUCUACAUGGGGGCCAUUGAGCGGCGAGCGCCGCAGAAGAGAUACCAAUGCUCAAUUUGGAGAUAGCACGGCGUCACAAGUGUCCAAUAGAUCUCAGACAACUGAGCAAAGGCCUAAGCUUCCUCCGAGGGUCAAGUCCGAAGCUACCCCUAAAACGAGUGAUGGUCCAACUAUGGGGAAACUGAUCGAUUUUGACGAUGAACCCGAGCAAGCGAGUACUCCUGAGUCUCGCGGUCGUGUCAUGCCUCGUUCUUCUUCUGAUUUCCAGUCCCUUGAUAUCCCGAGGCGAAAAUCGGCCCCUGAUAAUGACCGAGCACCACCACCUCGACCCCCACCUCGGCCCUCAAAGCCAUUAGCACUCCGCAGCAUGACGGUGGCCGGCACGCCCGAUGCCCCCGAAGCAACAGAGAAACGUUCACCACCUCCGCCUCCAAAACCGCGCCGUAGUCAAAAAGAUGGUGCUGCUUCUCACCCUCUAUCACAAGCGACAAGUUCCUCCGACCUUAAAGAUCCAAAUGAGGGAUACGUCUCAAUUGCCCGACACAAAGUCUCUGAAGCCUACAAUGCACUUCCCCCAGUUAGCUCUUAUCUUCCGGGGGAAUCCAUUCGAUCUUCGCAGAGUUCUGAAGCCCUUGCCUCUUCAUCUCCGGAAAGACCGCCCGCUCUACCGCCUCGUAGAGGCUCUGCAGCCCCAGUUGCUUCGAGCAGCUCAAAGCAAUUAUCACGCAGCAGCACUGAAGAUCUUGGUGACGGGGCAUAUCGUCCGACCAAUGCCCCCAUGAGUAAGAAGCUGGAUCUCUGGAAACGAAGAUGGAUUCGCGCGAAAGAUAUCCUUGAUUCUCGAGGCGUUGCGCUCAGGAGUUGGAGGGUUGGCAGCGAUGCCUGUCCAGAAGCUGUGCAGAUGAUAGAAAAGGCGCUGGCGGAGAUGGGCGUGGAAGGGUACGGAGUCGAUGGGCAAAGGAAGGGGAAAACCGGCCAAGGUGGAGGGGAAAUGAAGACUAAGGAUUUGAAGAGAUGA
Molecule: messenger RNA, 2553 nt
Organism: Amorphotheca resinae ATCC 22711
Lineage: Eukaryota; Fungi; Ascomycota; Leotiomycetes; Helotiales; Amorphothecaceae
Exons: 1
Coding region: 1-2553 (850 amino acids)
Cellular component (GO): actin cortical patch
Molecular function (GO): phosphatidate phosphatase activity
Source: RefSeq, a predicted model, not a curated record